Messenger RNA from Zootoca vivipara (common lizard), 3724 nucleotides. RefSeq names its product prolyl 3-hydroxylase 1 (gene P3H1). The record is from RefSeq and is a predicted model, not a curated record. Gene Ontology annotation, molecular function: procollagen-proline 3-dioxygenase activity; iron ion binding; protein binding. Gene Ontology annotation, biological process: collagen metabolic process. Lineage: Eukaryota; Metazoa; Chordata; Lepidosauria; Squamata; Lacertidae. Gene Ontology annotation, cellular component: endoplasmic reticulum.
CUGUGCGCCCCUUCGCAGCCGGCAAGCGAGCCACGAUGGCGCCCCGGGAGCUGCUUGCGCGGCCCCUCUUUGGGCUCCUGGUGCUGGUGGCACAGCUCUCCGUCCCUGCCGUUGGGGCCGAGACGGACCCUUCCUCGCUGCCCGCGGACUUGCUGGGGGCACAGCUCUCCGUCCCUGCCGUCGGGGCCGAGGCGGACCCUUCCUCGCUGCCCGCGGACUUGCUGCUGGCGGCGGGCACGGAGGCUUACGCCCGCGGGGACUGGAGCGCCGUCAUCCUGCAUAUGGAGAGGGCGCUGCGGGCGCGGAAGGCGCACCGGGCGCGCCUGAUCCAGUGCCGCUUGCGCUGCGCUGCCAACAGCACCGACGGAGCCCCGCCUCGCCCGGCGGAGGACGAACAGCAGCACCCGGCGCCUCCCGCCGUAGGAGAGCGGCGCCCGCUGGACGACCUCCGCUUCUUCGGGCAGCUCCUCCGCCGCGCCGGCUGCCUCCGCAAGUGCCUCCCCGACGGCACCUCCCGCUACCAGCUCGGCGAGGAGACGGAGCUGGAGUUCCGCAAGCGCAGUCCGUACAACUAUCUCCAAGUGGCUUAUUUCAAGAUCAACAAGCUUGACAAAGCCGUGGCCGCAGCCCACACGUUCUUUGUGGCCAACCCCAGCCACAUGGAGAUGCGGCAGAACUUGGACUACUACCAGAUGAUGGCUGGCGUCAAAGACUCUGACUUUGUGGACUUGGAGGCCAAGCCACACAUGGAAGAAUACCGCCUGGGCGUGAGUUACUACACAGAGGAGAAGCCCCAGGCGGCUGUCUUGCACCUGGAGAAAGCACUAGAAGCCUACUGGGUCGCCGACACCGAGUGCCGAACCCUUUGCGAGGGGCCGUAUGAUUACGAAGGCUACAACUACCUCGAGUACAACGCGGACCUUUUCCAAGCUAUCAUUGAUCACUACACUCAAGUGUUGAGCUGCAAGCAAGGCUGCGUCACAGAACUUGCAUCUCAAACCGGAAGUGAGAAGCCCCUUGAGGACUUCCUCCCAUCUCAUUUCAACUACCUUCAGUUUGCCUACUACAACAGUGGCAACUACGAGAAGGCCAUUGAGUGUGCCCAAACCUAUUUGCUCUUCUUCCCUAACGACGAAGUGAUGAAACAGAACCUGGCCUACUACACAGCUGUGCUGGGAGACAACCUGGCCAAGCCCGUUCGCCCAAGAAAGGAUGCGGAGCUCUAUUGGAGACGCAGCAUUCUGGAGAAAGAGCAGCUUUUCUUUGCCUACGACGUCUUUGGGAUCCCCUUCGUGGACCCGGACACUUGGACACCGGAAGAGGUGAUACCUAAGAGGCUGCAAGAGAAGCAGAAGGUGGAGCGCGAGACGGCAGCCCGCAUCUCAGAAGAAAUAGGCAACCUCAUGAAGGAGAUUGAGAACCUGGUGGAGGAGAAGACGAAGGAGUCCACGGACAUGAACAAGCUUGUGCGAGAAGGAGGCCCCUUGGUGUACGACGGGCUUGGCAUCACCAUGAACUCCAAGCUGCUCAACGGCUCCCAGCGUGUGGUGGUGGACGGCUUUCUCUCCGAAGAGGAGUGCCGGGCGCUGCAGAGGCUGACCAAUGCAGCUGCCUCUGCCGGGGACGGCUAUCGUGGGAAGACCUCCCCACACACCCCCAGCGAGACUUUCUAUGGUGUCACUGUCUAUAAAGCACUCAAGCUGGGACAGGAAGGCAAAGUGCCCAUGCAAAGUGCUUACCUCUACUACAAUGUGACUGAGAAGGUCCGGCUGGUGAUGGAGUCCUAUUUCCGCCUCGACACGCCCCUGCACUUCUCUUACUCCCACCUGGUGUGCCGCACUGCUAUUGAAGAUAAACAGGAAGACCGGGCAGAUCUGAGCCACCCUGUACACGUGGACAACUGUAUCCUUAACGCAGAAGCUUUAGUGUGUGUCAAAGAGCCGCCAGCCUACACAUUUCGGGACUACAGUGCUAUUCUCUACCUAAACGGUGAUUUUGAAGGAGGAGCGUUUUACUUCACGGAGCUGGAUGCCACGACGGUGACUGCAGAGGUCCAGCCCCAGUGUGGCCGGGCUGUGGGUUUCUCAUCGGGCUCCGAAAACCCGCACGGCGUGAAAGCCGUGACCAAGGGCCAGCGCUGCGCCAUUGCCUUGUGGUUCACCCUGGACCCCCGUCACAGCGAACGGGAUAGAGUCCAGGCCGACGACCUGGUGCGGAUGCUCUUCAACACGGAGGAAGCAGAGUUGCCUCCGGAGAAGGAGAUGGUGGCGGAGAAGGAGAUCGUGGCGGAGAAGAAGGUGGUGGCGGAGAAGGAGGUGGUGGCAGAAAAGGAAAUCGUGGCGGAGAAGGAGGUGGUGGCAGAAAAGGAAAUCGUGGCGGAGAAGGAGAUCGUGGCGGAGAAGAAGGUGGUGGCAGAAAAGGAAAUCGUGGCGGAGAAGGAGAUCGUGGCGGAGAAGGAGAUUGUGCCAAAGAGUUCCACACCAGCCCCAGCAGAAGACCCUGAGCAAGACGCCACUUUAGGGAAAGACGAGCUGUAAUCUACCGCACCCUGAUACAGUACACAAAUGCACACAACCAAGAGAGCCCAACGAGAGACACCAACAGACAGAACUUUUUUCGGUGCUGAGAAGCAUAGCGGGACCGCCAGCCUGCGCACUGGGACCCUCGUCCAGCAUACAUACAAGACUGAACAUGACCACCUCCCAAGUGCCUUACAUAUGGUUGCUGUGGCCCAGGACGAUUUUUUUUGGGGGGGAAGCUUCCUGUUUCCGUCUGCCUCCCCCUCCUUCUCCCCCUCCCCUGAUGUUCUGUUUCUCCAAAGGGGACCACACCGCCAACUAUGUUUUCUUGUUCCUUUUCUUUUUUUAAGGGUCCGGAGCCCCCGCUUGAAGGGGUUUCGGUUCAACCUGAGGCUGUUUCCAAUGGGGGAGAGGCAGUUUUGGGGUAGCUCUGCUGCCCAGAGACUUGAAUUCAAAUCCCCACUCGGCUACGAAACUUAGCAGGCGACCUGUGGGCCAGUCGCCAUCUCCAAAUCUAACCUACCUCACAGGGUUGUUGUGAGGAUAAAAGUAGACGCAGCCCUGAGAUCUGUGGAGGAAGAGGGGGGUGCAAAUGUACCAAAUAAAAUAAGAUAAAUACCACUUUCCUGCUCUGGAACAAGUAAGUGUCUCAUGUCAGUAGAAACCAGUCUUCAUACAGAGGUAAAAUUUGCAUUUGUUCUCUGCCCUCUUUUGCCUCUUGCCCCGCCCACCAUGAGCAUGUGGCCCCUGAAAAGGUUGCCUAGAAUGGAAGUGGCCCUUGGCUUGAAGAAAAUAUUCCCCACCUCGAAGUAGAUGCUGGAUGGCCAUCCGUCAGGGGCGCUGCAGUUGAGUCCUCCGUUGAACAAAGGGGUUUUAAUUCCGGAAUGACCUCCUAGGCCCUUUCCAGCUCUAAAAUUCUAUUAUUCUGAGUGCCCCCCCCCCCAGUGGCUUAGGUACUGUAUGUAAAACAAAGUAGACAAAAGAUUCUGCCUGGAGGCUAAAGCAGACACGACACAAGAGGAAACUAGACAGUGGAGGGAGAAGGAAAUGAGAUGAUGGGCUGACAUGAAAUGGAGAAAAGGGGUUCAAAAAAGGGAAAGAUUCAGUGAGACGAAGGAAAAUGUAUAUCCUAGGACAGGGUGGUUCAAACGGCAGCCUUUUUGACAGCCCUCAGCAACAUUCAAGAAAAAUAAUAAUCUUAAAGC